UGCGAACAGCUUGGUGAGUCAGGCUGUGUGAAAGGCGCCCGGGUGAAGUUUCUUUGUUGAAGUUGGUUGUGUUUGCUGUGUGAACGAACCUACGUCUUCCGCUGCAGGGAGAAAGUAACGGCCAGAUAUUGGACAAUCUCUGAGCGACAGCGUGCUCAGACACUCGGCAUAGAGCUGUGUAGUGGUCACUGGCAAAGAGAGUGAUGAAGGACAGCACGGGGAAGGAGGAGAUCAAGAUGAACGUGAAGAGCGGAGGUGAGGAUGCCCAGCCAGUCAGAAGACAGGAGGCACCAGGUGGAGAUCCCACGAAAGGAACGGCAGGAGCAGCAGCAGGAAAGUCCUUCAGCAUUGUGAGCUACAUUCUCCUGGCUCUGUUUGUCCUGCUGAUGGUGAUGUUCGUUGUGGAAAUGCUCAAGUUUCGACAGAUAUCCAGUGAAAUUAAGGAUCUGAAGGAUGAUAUGACAAAGAAACUUGCGAGAGUGAAGGAGGAGUUGAUCACUGAAACCCAGAAGGGUCAUGGCCAGUUGGUGCAGGGACAGGUGCAGGGACAGAGAAAGAUUGAAAGCGGAAUUUCGGAUUUGAAGGAGCAAAUGCGCAAAUGGCACGGUGACCUGCGGGCUCAGAUAGCAGACAUGAAGAACAACUGUCGGCCCCGGUUUGAGUGCCCCAAGCAGUGGACGUUAUUUGGUCAGAAAUGUUACUACUUCUCAUCAAACAUGGAAGACUGGAAAUCAUCCCAGACGCUUUGCUCUUCACAAAUGGCCAACUUGGUUGUGAUUGACCGUUCUGACAAACAGGAAUUUAUUAAAAACGAGAUCAGGGCACCACCCUAUUGGAUCGGCCUGAGGAACUCAAGCUCGGAUAGAGCCUGGCUCUGGGUGGAUGGUACCGAUUAUCCUUCCUCAAAGAAAUUCUGGUCCUCUGAUGAGCCAAGGAGUAUUGCAAAUUCCGAAACAUGUGCGACUACAAAUCUUGAUGGGAAAUGGGUUGUUCGUUCGUGCAGUGAAAGAAUUAAUUUCAUCUGUGAACGACCUGUGUUCUGUCAUUUUAAAUAAUUCUUUACUGAGCUAAAGACCUGAGUCUUUUGUUUUUAAACAUAUUUUCUGCUCCUGUGUUGUAACCAUGGUCUAAACACCAAAUAAAAUUGUUGUCUUGAACUUCGUUCUGUCAAACCUAGCAAAAAAAGCUGACAUUUCCCCUAUUCAAUGGCCAUUGGUGCAAUUUAAUUCUGCAGCUAGAGUGCUUCUUUUAACCUAAGAAUACAGUAUUUAAUGUUUCCUUUAUUGUGCUUUAUCUACCAUUGCAAUACCCCCUCUGACUUUGCCACAAAUGGUAUCAGUGGGUUUUCAUGUCUAUUUCUCUUCAGCGAGAAUCUAAGUUUCCAUCAAAUGUGUACUGUACCAAAAGAUAAGUCUCCUUGAUAUACAGUAAGCUAAUGGGAGAGCCUGCGGCUCUCUUCUUUGUGGCAUAGUGCAGCUGUAGUCCGACAUUCACCCUGCUCCAAUUAUAUUUGUCAAGUUGCGGAACUGUCCAUUCGUGAGAAAUGUGCGUACCCAUAGUAAUCACAUGACACAGAUCACAUGAUCACUCCCUGCUUACAGAACUGUGCCCCAAGAGUAUAAAGUAAUCUUUCAAUGGAUCAUUUGUUUUGUAUUCUGUGGAUCAGAUAUGCACAGGCUGCAAAUAAAGGCCAUGCUCAAGUGAAGUGUCAGUAGUCAGCAAAGUAAAUUCCCCCGACGUCCAAGCGUACAUACAUUUUGUUUCAAAUGCAGUUUUAAUCUCUUUCUGUUUGGAAGAAUGUAACUAUUGCCUUUUGUGAAUGUUUACACUGUGGAUCAGACCAAUUCAAUAAAACAAA
Mobula hypostoma (lesser devil ray) is the source of this 1858-nucleotide messenger RNA. Its product is annotated as C-type lectin domain family 17, member A-like. The transcript is spliced from 10 exons. NCBI's taxonomy places the organism in Eukaryota, Metazoa, Chordata, Chondrichthyes, Myliobatiformes, Myliobatidae. The record is from RefSeq and is a predicted model, not a curated record. Bases 204 to 1055 code for a protein of 283 amino acids.